This is a messenger RNA of Trifolium pratense (red clover), 731 nucleotides long. Its product is annotated as c-Myc-binding protein homolog. Gene Ontology annotation, cellular component: nucleus. Gene Ontology annotation, molecular function: transcription coactivator activity. Gene Ontology annotation, biological process: regulation of DNA-templated transcription. The coding region runs from base 131 to 484 and encodes 117 amino acids. Lineage: Eukaryota; Viridiplantae; Streptophyta; Magnoliopsida; Fabales; Fabaceae. The record is from RefSeq and is a predicted model, not a curated record. The transcript is spliced from 5 exons.
AGCAGUGAAGUGAACAGCAGAGCAGUGAUAGAGAUAGACAGAUCAUACCACCAGACAAUACAUAGAUAGCGAUUCCUUAGUCAACUAAGACAAACCCAAAUCAACACACAUACAGAAUCUAAAACAGACCAUGAUGCGAUACAAAGAGGAGAAAGAAGCGAAAAAGGAAGCAUUUAGAAAAUAUCUUGAAUCAAGUGGAGCUGUUGAUGCUCUUACCAAAGUUCUUGUUUCUUUAUAUGAGCAAAACGACAAACCUUCUUCUGCUCUUGAGUUCAUUCAACAGAAAUUAAGUUGUCCCUCUAUCUCUGAAUAUGAAAAAUUGCAAGCUCAAUUCUCUGAUCUACAAAUCAGAUACAAUGAACUUCUCACUGCACACCACAACACCUGCAAACAGUUGGAAGAAGUGAAGACUUCUCACACCUUGGCAAUGACAUCUACUAAGGAAACAACUGAUAAUGAAUCACCAGCUAAAGAUAAUUCUUGAAGGUUAAACCUAGUUUCACUGAAGGCUAAAUAUAUGAUCACACAAGAGAAACUUGAAUGAUCAUAUGUUAAUUUUGGAAAUUGGUCUUGUCAUUGGUUAUUGUCUUUGUUCGGUUAUGACUUGUAAUCAUCCUCCUCCGACCAAGUUUUUCUCUUCCUUUUAAUUGAAUUCUGAUUUAUAUCUGUAAAAUGGUAUCGAUUUCUUAUCAAGUUAUAACAGAAUCCCACUUGCUCAGUGGAUUACAUCA